AUGGCUAUACAAGACAACUCUGCUGAGCGUGGCUCCAACUAUGCGUCCGGCGAAGCUUCGAAUUCAGCAAAAGUCGUGAAAGCAAAGCCGAGCACUUCUGGAUACCCUACAAAAGCACUCUCCAAGGACGCAGUAUCGUCUUCAAAUGCACAACUUCGCGGACAGCCUCAUGCCUUACGCGCGGUCACAAGUUCUGAAUCAAAAGACACACUUCCCCUCCGCAGCGGCAGCGGCAGCGUCAGCCGCGUCCAAACCACAUCAGCUACGUCCAGAGCCCCAUCUGCCCACAAUGCCAAUCUGGCCAACAAGGACACCUGUACCAAUGGCGGAAAGUUGAAAAGCAUCAAGAAAUCAAGUGGUGCUACUGAUGCGGUCGUCGAAGCACCACCAUCAUCAUCGUUGCACCACACGGACGCAAGUACGAGUACAGAUGGCCUCGCAGCUCUCGCCAGCCGCAUAGGUUUCGAGCCACGCGCCAUCUCUGGCUUGCCAGAUGCGUCCCUUCGCACCAAUGAGGCCAUAGUUUGGCUCGACAUCGAUAACACCCUCUACAAACGAAGCACAAGGAUCGCCGAUCUCAUGGCAGAACGCAUUCGCGCCUAUUUCCACGGAAUGGGGCUCAGCGAAGAGGAGGCAAAGGCGCUUCACACUUCCUACUACAAAACCUACGGUCUCGCCAUUCGUGGUCUUGUGAAACAUCAUCAGAUCGACCCUCUCGACUAUGACCGUAAAUGUGACGCCAGCUUGCCCCUCGAAGACAUCUUACGACCGGAUCAUCAGAUCAAGCGCUUACUCACGGAUCUUGAUCGCACCCGUGUACGCGUGUUUGCUCUUACAAAUGCAUACAUAUAUCACGCUGACAGGGUCCUUCGUUUGCUCGAUCUCGCCGAUCAGGUCGAAGGUAUCGUCUACUGUGACUACGCCGUCCCUGACUUUGCUUGCAAACCCGAGCUGGACUAUUAUCGCGCAGCUCUUCUGGCUGUCCAAGCUAGUCCCACCACACGCAAUUAUUUCGUGGACGAUAGCUCACUCAAUAUUGUAGCUGCCAAAGAGCUAGGCUGGCACUCAUGCAUCUACUUUCGAGAGAAGGAUGAGCCGCUGCCACCGCUACCACCAAAUGACGCCGACCAACAGAGAGCUGCUUCUUUCGAUAUCGCCACCUGGAAGCCAACGGUAGCUGCACACCAGUCUAGUCUCGUUGCAAGCAGCGGCUUUGAUGAAGAGGCAAUUCGUCGCGAGUUUGAAAAGCUGCCAUCGCACCUGCGCAUCCAAUUGCUGGGGAUCAUUUUGAACGCAUGCCUUCCAGGCGAUAUUGCUGCCAUGUCAAGAACGCUUGAGAAGCAUCUACGAUCGACGCGCGACAUCGUCAGUGGUCUCCCGGACUCAGUAGCGCUCAAGAUCUUUGAAAAGCUCCCUAUACAAGACCUCCUCCGUUGUCGCCAUGUCUCGAAGAAAUGGCACUCGCUCGCAGCAACGCCUGAUCUAUGGCGAUCGCAUGCAUUGGCCCUGACCGAGGCGGAUCCCGUCAAGUUGGAGGCUCCUUCCGACCCACAAGGCUGGGAACCGCUGGUCAAAGGCCUCUUCUUCCGCGAACGCAAUUGGGCCAAAGGUCUGGCGCAGACUAUCCAGAGACUCGAGGGGCACACGGGCUUCGUGACAGCGAUGAAGCUCAAAGGGCGCAAGACACUCGUAUCGGGAAGCUACGAUGAAACUAUUCGGGUCUGGGACAUUUCUACCGGACACUGCUGCAAGGUGCUACGUGCUAAAGCUAUCUCCUGUCUCGAUUUUCUCUUGGACGAGGGCGUUCUGUGUGCCGGACUGUACGACACGGGUCGCGUGCUGGUAUGGGACAUGAGGAGCUGGGAUCUUAUCCAGACGCUUUCCGGUCACAACCGUGGCAUCCGGAACGUGGCUAUCAACCAACACUAUCUUGUCAGUGUAGGUCAGGACAAGGCGAUUGUUGUGUGGGAUUGGAGGACAGGCACAAAAAUCGUCCGAUUCGGUCAGCAAAGCAAUGUUUCGUUGGGCGUUUCGCUCGUCGAUAAGAACAAGCUGGUCGCCGUCACGGUGGACGGCAUGAUCCGGUGCUUCGACAUACCACGCAGAGAGAUGAUUGGUCAAUUCCAGCUGACCAAACUCGGAGGCCCGGAGCUUGGGCUAGGCGCACGGCUGGGUGAUCUUGCCAGCGGAUCUUCGAUGCUAGAGUGGUUCGCUGCUCAUGGAAACACGAUGACGGUCGCGUCCAAGAAUGUGGUGGUACAUCUCGAGUGGCACGAGCACGUGGUCCGAGUUCAGGAGACGCAGGCUGCCCUCACAGCUGAUGGGCUUCGUCGGAGUGCCUCUUCGCGCCUCAGCAACGCAGGUGGCAUGACAACAUCGACACUGAGCCCGCUUCGCGCGCGUCGCGAUUCGACCAUGAGCAACGCUAGCAGUACAGCGAUGUCUCCUUCUGCCAGCUUGGCGGUGCGAUCUCGACGCGACUCGAACACUAGCACCACAUCAUCAACUAGCGGUAUUGGGCAGACGAGGUCGCCGCGUCGUACGAUUGCGACUGGAUCGUCCCGGUCAAAUACAACCCCUGCACGGGCUGGCCGAGCGUCGCUGGGCGCUACACCGAACUUUGAGACUAGCACGGUGUCUCCACUUUCCACGCCCUCGCGACCUAGCCCACGUGCCAUUACAAAACGCGUUGGCGGUCCUGCACCAUGGCCUCUGGCGACUGCAGAAGUUGGAGCCAGUGGACAGACCUCGGACACAUCGACCCCAAGACGGAUCAGCACAUCAAUGUCGGUUACCUCUCUGAACUUUCCAUCCACUCCCGAUACUGAGCUUGACGCCGAGGCCGAGGCCGACACUGUCACACCUGAAGAGUUUGUCGCUGGUGCAAAUGACAAAACUGACCCGGACGCUGCCACAUCGAACGCUACUCGCAUCGCUCCGGACCUGUCUACGGCUCCAAAGGUUGUCUCGAUCCUGGACACGCCAGAUGUUGCUGUUGGCUGCGUAGACCCAACUAAGCGUCGCAUCGUUGCCUCCACACGCUUCAGCAGUCGUACAGGAGCCGAGCGAAAGUUGUACGCCAGCAGUCUACCCUUUGAUCACGGUAAGACUUCGACACAGCUUUCUAGAAGCGCUGCUGUCGGCGAUACGGUUUCAGCUGCGAAUGGUGAUUCAGCCGAAAUUACGGCCGACCAGCACAAACGCGGUACCAGCCCUGAUGCUGCGGCCGCUCUUGAAGCGUCUCCUGGAGUUGCGCCAUGCAUCACCGUUCCGAUCCGAGGAGCAUGGGAGACGCAGUCCGCCGACCUAGCUACACCAGCACGAAACCCUAUGGCGAUGGAGCUGGACCACGAGAGUGUCGUUAUAGGCUCUGCAGACGGACUGAUCUACCGCAUCCAUUUUGUCGGCUCAGAAUACGGACCCGAAACGCUGGCCGACGGCAGUAGCAAGGCUGAUGAAAGUGGAGACAGAGUCAGCGUGACGCCGGGUGUGGGAGACGCCACGAUUACCGAUCUGCUACAGUUGCGACAAGUGUGGGGAGAGAUCAUGGUGCCUGAGAAUCAGCCGAAUCACCCAGGUAGACUGAAGAGGAAUUUCUUGAAGGACUUGGGCCUCAAGUAA
Molecule: messenger RNA, 3621 nt
Organism: Mycosarcoma maydis (corn smut)
Lineage: Eukaryota; Fungi; Basidiomycota; Ustilaginomycetes; Ustilaginales
Exons: 1
Coding region: 1-3621 (1206 amino acids)
Biological process (GO): nucleotide catabolic process; pyrimidine nucleobase metabolic process
Molecular function (GO): nucleotidase activity; protein binding
Source: RefSeq, a predicted model, not a curated record